Molecule: messenger RNA, 1941 nt
Organism: Acanthochromis polyacanthus (spiny chromis)
Lineage: Eukaryota; Metazoa; Chordata; Actinopteri; Pomacentridae
Product: NEDD4 family-interacting protein 1-like
Exons: 8
Coding region: 163-858 (231 amino acids)
Biological process (GO): ubiquitin-dependent protein catabolic process; metal ion transport; positive regulation of protein ubiquitination
Cellular component (GO): Golgi apparatus; endoplasmic reticulum; perinuclear region of cytoplasm
Molecular function (GO): WW domain binding
Source: RefSeq, a predicted model, not a curated record
GCUGUAAUUUUGCAGUCGUGUUAGCGCAGAGCAGAGAAGUGGAUUUCCAUUGUGGCGAGGAUUGAGUUUACAGUUUGUACUGUUAUAUAAUUUCGUCUUCGUUGGGUGUCUUUGGCGGCGUAUUCUUCUCUCGGUUGCUGAUUACUCGCCGUUCAUCCCGGAAUGGCCGAACCGAGCGCCAGAUAUCAGCAGCUGCCCAAUGAGGAGGACCCAGAAGAGAAUCCACAAGUAGCAGCUGAUGCUCCACCGCCGUACAGCAGCAUCGCACCGGAAAAUUCUGCCUACUUUGACUACAAAGAAGACGGGGUUUUCCCUAAGCCUCCAUCAUACAACGUAGCAACUACGCUACCUUCCUAUGAUGAAGCUGAAAGAACCAAGGCAGAGACUACUGUUCCCCUGGCAACUGGCAGACAGCAGCCUCAGCACAGGGAACGGCUGGAGACUUUUGACGAUGUAAUUCGCAGUUCACUGGAGGAUGAAGACUUUGUGACCAGAGAUGACUUUGAAGAUGCUGAUCAGCUGAGGAUAGGAAAUGACGGCAUCUUCAUGCUCACUUUCUUCAUGGCAUUCCUGUUCAACUGGAUCGGUUUCUUCCUGUCGUUCUGUCUGACCACCUCGGCAGCCGGACGAUAUGGGGCCAUCUCAGGCUUCGGUCUCUCCCUCAUUAAAUGGAUCCUCAUAGUCAGGUUCUCCACAUACUUCCCUGGUUACUUUGAUGGACAGUACUGGCUGUGGUGGGUGUUCCUGGUGUUGGGCUUCUUGCUCUUCCUCCGAGGAUUCAUCAACUAUGCCAGAAUCCGCAAAAUGGCCGACACCUUCUCCACCCUGCCCCGCACCCGAGUUCUCUUCAUCUACUGAGCCCACAAACCAUCAGUUUCUUUCAUUAUUUUUUCCUUUUUUUUUUUUAAGUGAGACAUACUGUCUGCCGUUAUCCAAUCAGAAAGGGGGGGGGAAAUACCCCCCCCCGCUUGACAUGAUUUGGACAAUACGACAUCUGCCGUCCCCCUCUUGGUGUAAAACAGUGAAUGCUGAAAUUUCUGUAAAACCCUUCAGUUGUUAGUGGUGAACUGUCAAGUGCUAUUUGCAAUUAUGAAGUGUGUAAUGUAUAAAUGAAUGCCUUAUUUUAUUCUCUGUCGGUAGCAGCAGAAUGCACUGUUCUCCUAUUUAGCCACCAGGGGGCAGUCUUGUUUGUGUUAUUUUUCACAAGUCUUCUAUCCGAUGAAGUCAUUUGUAUAGAAAAAAAUGGUGGUUCUCAGCCCAGGGGUCAGUGGGUAAUUUUGGGGUUAUGGGUUGAUUUACACAACAUGAGAUAAUAUAUUUCCAAUUUAAUGUGCUUUUAACCCUUCUGACCAAUGCUUUUUGUUCCUUGUGAAACAGUACAUAAUUCAGGUAAUAGAAGGCUGUAAAGGGAAAAUGAUCGUUUUCAUGGGCUCACAUGUAUAGAAGACCAGGGGCCAGGUUUCCCCUUGGAAGCAUUUUCCUUAUGUAUUUAUGAAUCGCCCAUAUGCUCUCUGUAAUUAGGGAUGUUGUUUCCUUACGUGCUAUAGUUAUAUAUCAGCAGGAAGGUAGAGCUGCAGGGAUGUUCAGGGGAGCCAGGAGCAGAGCUUCUGGGGCAGGCUGAGGGCCGCUGCCUAGCUCAAGGGCAGGUAGAUAGUCUGUUACUGGAUUUAAAUGUGCAAUAGGACACUUCUGGUCAAAUAUAAGAUUCCAAGCGCCCUAUUUCAGUCGCUUGGUGUCCACAGACCCUGCGCUGUGAAGAGCAAGGGAUGUAUUAAUUCUGACAAGACUUCCUUUUUCUUUGAUGUAACAAUGAAAUAUUAAAGUUAAAUCUUUUUUUUAAGUUUACUCUCAUUCUAGUGGAAAUGGAAUGAUUUUUUUUAUUAUUGUGGAAUUUUAAGUAUCUGGCUUGGAAGAUAUUUGGAAUUAAACUUGAGAAGCACA